Molecule: messenger RNA, 432 nt
Organism: Aspergillus clavatus NRRL 1
Lineage: Eukaryota; Fungi; Ascomycota; Eurotiomycetes; Eurotiales; Aspergillaceae
Exons: 2
Coding region: 1-432 (143 amino acids)
Source: RefSeq, a predicted model, not a curated record
AUGGCCAAAGCCGACCUCGAACUCCAGAAGAUCAUGGGCACCCUCACCCACAUAUACCGCAGCAACACCGACCACUCCACGGGCAUAACCCACAAACCCUACGGCGUCGACUGGAUCAAUCUCGAGCGAACCUUGUACCGCCUGCUUGUCCUGCAGGGCAAAGUCCGCAACGGCGAUAAGGUCCCCGAGGAUCCGUGGGAGGUGUUCCUGCGCGAGUUUACGCCGCUGUCGAUCCAGCGUCCUGCGGGAACCAGGCAGCCUUCCACGCCGUAUUUCCCCAGCUCGAUCCUGCGGUCUUCCGUGGAGGGUCAGCAGCAGCGCCAGCAGAGGGACCACGAGCAGCACGUGCGCUUUGAGGUUCCGGCUGUGCGGCGCUCGGGUGAAGAGAGACGGCAUUCUGGUCCCAUUCCGCGGUUCUUUUCAUGUGGCUAA